This is a messenger RNA of Mesoplodon densirostris (Blainville's beaked whale), 3509 nucleotides long. It is a transcript of the gene OSBPL5, whose product is annotated as oxysterol binding protein like 5. The record is from RefSeq and is a predicted model, not a curated record. The coding region runs from base 16 to 2766 and encodes 916 amino acids. Lineage: Eukaryota; Metazoa; Chordata; Mammalia; Artiodactyla; Ziphiidae. Gene Ontology annotation, cellular component: intracellular membrane-bounded organelle; cytosol; membrane. Gene Ontology annotation, molecular function: sterol binding. Gene Ontology annotation, biological process: phospholipid transport. The transcript is spliced from 20 exons.
GGUGGGGUCCCUAGCAUGGCUCUAGGAUGGAGGAGUAGGGGCACUGUCUGCAGUGACCCGGCCCAGUGGGCCUUGGGGGGCCCAGGAGCAGAGGGUCGCAGGGCACAGACGCCCCAUCCCGUCCACCCCCCCGCCCCGCUGUCCCCAAUUGCACCUCUCUCUUCCUCUGUUGCCCCAAACAAGCUCCUUUCAGCCGCAUCUGGUGGAAAGCUGGGCGGCAGGGAAUUGGCAGAGGCUUCACUCACUCAUUCCUUCAUUCAUCCAUUCAUCCAAGAUGCUUACCGAGCUCCCAGCUGCUGGUGCCAAGGGGAUGCUGGGAUGAAGCCAAGCCCAGUGGAGCUCUUGACAGCAGAAUACAGGCUGUGCAAUGGGUCCGACAGGGAAUGUGUGUCCCCGACAGCCAAGGUCACCAAGAAGGAAGCUCUCAAGGCACAGAAGGAGAGCUACCGCCAGGAGAAGAAGCGCGCCACCAAGCAGCUGCUCAGCGCCCUGACAGACCCCAGCGUAGUCAUCAUGGCCGACAGCCUGAAGAUCCGCGGGACCCUGAAGAGUUGGACCAAACUGUGGUGCGUGCUGAAGCCGGGAGUGCUGCUCAUCUACAAGACGCCCACGGUGGGCCAGUGGGUGGGCACGGUCCUGCUGCCCUGCUGCGAGCUCAUCGAGAGGCCCUCGAAGAAGGACGGCUUCUGCUUCAAGCUCUUCCACCCACUGGACCAGUCCGUCUGGGCCGUGAAGGGCCCCAAAGGUGAGAGCGUGGGCUGCAUCACACAGCCCCUCCCCAGCAGCUACCUGAUCUUCAGGGCCGCCUCCGAGUCGGACGGCCGCUGCUGGCUGGACGCCCUGGAGCUGGCACUGCGCUGCUCCAGCCUCCUGCGACUCAGCACAUGUAGGCAGGGCCGCGACGGGGAGCCCGGGUCCUCGCCAGACGCAUCACCCUCCUCGCUCUGCGGGCUGCCCCCCUCGGCCACCGUCCACGACCAGGACCUGUUCCCACUGAACGGGUCCUCCCUGGAGAACGAUGCUUUCUCAGACAAGUCAGAGAGAGAGAACGCCGAGGACUCGGAUAAGGAGACCCAGGAAGGCAGGCGGAAGGCCGAGAGCGGGAGCGAGCAGCCGGAGGCCCCGGGGCGCCCCGUGCGCAGAGGGACCACGUACGUGGUACAGGAACACGAGGACCUGGGGGAGCUGGGCGAGGCAUCGCAGGUAGAGACGGUGUCUGAUGAGCACAAGAGUCUGAUGUGGGUCCUGCUGAAGCAGCUGCGGCCGGGCAUGGACCUGUCCCGCGUGGUGCUGCCUACCUUCAUCCUGGAGCCCCGCUCCUUCCUCAACAAGCUCUCCGACUACUACUACCACGCCGACCUGCUCUCCAGGGCUGCACUGGAGGAGGACGCCUACAGCCGGAUCAAGCUUGUGCUGCAAUGGUACCUGUCCGGCUUCUACAAGAAGCCCAAGGGGAUCAAGAAGCCCUACAACCCCAUUCUGGGGGAGACCUUCCGCUGCUGCUGGUUCCACCCCCAGAACCACAGCCACACCUUCUACAUAGCUGAGCAGGUGUCCCACCACCCACCCGUGUCCGCCUUCCACGUCAGCAACCGAAAGGACGGUUUCUGCAUCAGUGGAAGCAUCACAGCCAAGUCCCGGUUCUACGGGAACUCACUGUCAGCUCUGCUGGACGGCAAGGCCACCCUCACCUUCCUGAACCGGGUGGAGGAUUACACCCUUACCAUGCCCUACGCCCACUGCAAAGGCAUUCUCUACGGCACCAUGACCAUGGAGCUGGGCGGCAGAGUGACCGUUCAGUGUGAGAAAAACAACUUCCAGGCCGAGCUGGAAUUCAAGCUCAAGCCCUUCUUCGGGGGCAGCACGGGCAUCAACCAGAUCUCUGGGAAGAUCACGUCGGGCGAGGAGGUCCUGGCGCGGCUCACGGGACACUGGGACAGGGAAGUGUUCAUCAAGGAGGAGGGCAGAGGAGGCGCCGAGCUCUUCUGGAACCCGAGCGAGCAGGUCCGCAGGCAGCGGCUGAAGCGGCACACGGUGCCUUUGGAGGAGCAGACAGAGCUGGAGUCGGAGAGGCUCUGGCAGCACGUCACCAGGGCCAUCAGCGAGGGUGACCAGCACAAAGCCACACAGGAGAAGUUUGCCCUGGAGGAGGCACAGCGGCAGCAGGCCCGAGAGCGCCAGCAGAACCUGGUGCCCUGGACGCCGCAGCUGUUCCACCUGGACCCUGCCACCCAGGAGUGGCGCUACCGAUACGAGAACCACAGCCCCUGGGACCCCCUGAAGGACAUUGCCCAGUUUGAGCAAGACGGGGUCCUGCACACCCUGCAGCGGGAGACCAUGGCCCGCCAGACCACCUUCCUGGGCAGCCCGGGGCCCAGGCACCAGGGGUCUGGCCCCGACCGGCGGCUCCGCAAGGCCAGCGACCAGCCGUCUGGCCACAGCCAGGCCACCGAGAGCAGCGGCUCCACGCCCGAGUCCUGUCCAGAGCUCUCUGACGAGGAGGAGGACCGUGACUUCGCUCCCGGCUGCAAGAGCCCGUGCCCUCGGUGUGGGAAGGAGGCGUGGCGGCUGCAGUUGCUGCACGAGGGGAUCCUGUCCAUCCGGGAGGCCCAGCAGGAGCUACAUAGGCAUCUCUCGGCCGUGCUGAGCUCCACGGCACAGGCCAGGCAGGCACCGGCCCCGGGCCUCUUGCACAGUCCCCGCGCUUGGUUCCUGCUCUGCAUGUUCCUGGCGUGUCAGCUGCUCAUUAACUACAUCCUCAAAUAAGAGCCCUUUGGGGACGGUGUGGGCAUCGCCUGCAGAACUCGGACAGCCCCAGCCUCCCUCCCAGGCACCUCGCACUUUAAGCCAGCCCUGUGGAGGCAGAGACUCAGCGAGCACGGCCGCUGUGGACAGAGGGGCCUACGGCGGCACAGCAGGAGGAGGGACCUGCGGGGCCACACGGGGUCCUCCCGGGGAGGCGCUGGCCUUAAUGCUGAAGCCAAAUGCCACAUUCGUCGUGCACUGCACUCCCUGGUGACCUCGUCCCAUCAUCCCCGGUCAGCUUCAGGGGAUUGAUGGCGGAGAGGCAGGAGGGCCUGCAGGGCUCUGGAUGUUGUUCCCCAGCAGGGGUGAGUGGGGGGCUUUGAGGAGCAAGCCGGGACCCCAGGUCCUCCUUGGGCCUAGCACACAGGUCAUCCCUUCCUGAGACCCUGCCCACAUUGCCCUGGAGGGGCCACAGGUGGGCUGGGGGCGCCAGCUGGGCUGCUUUGGAGAAGGCGCUUGGGGCUUUAUUCUGCCUUUGUGCUGUUUGGACCGAGCCCAGUUCAUAUACCUACAGGACCCGCCCCACCUCCCUCAGCCAGGACGUGCCAAGCUGGGGCGGGCACAUGUGAGCACGGUGUGCCUGGGGACAGCAUCCCCGGCCCGGAGCCUGAGUUGGACACUUUGCUCAGAUUGAUGCACGGUCUUCUUCUCCCACACGUUUUUAAUAAACGCAAUCGCAAUAUUUUAGGCAGGCUGCGAACAGC